UUAUUGGUUGAAGACCAUAGACAAAUUAAGGACGGAAUAUCAUAAAAAAACAACAUGAAAAUAACCUAUCUCUUCUAAUAUAUCAGUAAUAUAUUUAAAUGUUAUAUCGUAAGACAAACUAGUGAAAUAAGACUGAUUGUUUAAAGAAACGUUUGUUUUCAAUUAAUAAAUGGAACAAUUAUAAAAAUGAGAUGCACACACUUUAGCAUACCAAAAAUACUGUCAGUUAUUGGAGUGUUUAUUAUUAAUAAUAUAAGAAACAGUGAAUUAACGGAUAAUCACAUGACUUUUAGUACAAAAACGGAAACCCAGAAAAAUACAUCUUUUACUGAUGUAGAUCGUACAGCUGGAAAGAAUUUAGGUCAAGAUGCUGUGUUACAUUGUCCAUCGAACAUAGAUUGCAAUAAACUAAGUCCAGAUUGCAUUGUGUGUGACUUCAACUACAGUUGUAAUUAUGGGGAAAUACUAAAUACCACAUGCUAUGCUAAGCCAGUGGUUACGUGCAAGGGAAAUGGAUAUCAGAUGCAAAAGACCUAUAUAUGUAGGUAUUGUUACCAAACAGAACCCUGGGAGCACAAGUGUGAAAUGAAGGCAAAUUGUGAUUCUGCAGAUACUCCAAAAUUUUACUACCGCACGAACUGUACUGUAAAAGAUCAUGUUUUAUGUUUGGGACACAGAACAUUUAAUAAGAAUGUUCCAUGUAACUGGACAGGUGGUUAUAGGUGGUCUACUGCAUUACUGUUAAGCAUAACAUUAGGUGGUUUUGGAGCAGAUCGUUUUUAUUUAGGUCACUGGCAAGAAGGUAUUGGUAAACUAUUCAGUUUUGGAGGAUUAGGAGUUUGGAGCAUUAUCGAUGUUAUAUUAAUAUCUCUGCAUUAUUUAGGACCAGCAGAUGGUUCUUUGUAUAUAUGACAAAUAUAUUAGAAAUUCAAGUUUUUGGAUUUUAAA
Messenger RNA from Agrilus planipennis (emerald ash borer), 948 nucleotides. RefSeq names its product TM2 domain-containing protein almondex (gene amx). The coding region runs from base 187 to 912 and encodes 241 amino acids. The record is from RefSeq and is a predicted model, not a curated record. NCBI's taxonomy places the organism in Eukaryota, Metazoa, Arthropoda, Insecta, Coleoptera, Buprestidae. The transcript has 4 exons.